AUGGUUCUCACAAGCGCCGCUCUGAGCGCCCUAAAGGAUGGCGCAGUUUUCAGCAGUGGCAUGUUCGGAACCUCGGUUUCUGACGGCUCCUCUUGGGCGCCUGCUCACGUGGCACCGGGACAUGGCGGUCUGAUGUUCCCAGCUCCCGAUCAUGAUGCCGGACAGCACCAUCACAACGACGCGCCUGUGGGCGAGCAUGGCGGAGGAGGUGGCGGUCAUGAGGAUAAUGGCGCAGGGGGAGAUAACCAUGAAGAUACGAUCUAAAUGUUCCUAUACUAGAUAAUGCCGCAGGGGCUGAUAACCAUGAAGAUAUGUUGAUCUAAAUGUUCCUAUAGAUCAUGGCGCAGGGGGAGAUAACCAUGAAGAUAUGUUGAUCUAAAUGUUCCUAUAGAUACAUAGUCAUGUAUGUUGUUGACAAAGAUGAAAAUUGUGGUACUCACAAUUAUGAUCGUGGAUGAGUCUACCUGUGGUCCGUGAAAUCAAGAUGAAGAAGUGAAAACUUAUGUAGAUUUGUUCCUUUUACAACGAGUUUAUAGUAUACCACUCUAAAUCAAACGACGCAGAGGCAGAGCAUGAGGACGAACAUGAGGAACACGAGGAGCACGAAGAUGAGCAUGAGGAGCACGAAGCAGAGCACGAGGACGAACAUGAAGAACCUGAAGAACACGAAGUCGGGGAAGAGAAUAAUGAGUUAUGUGCUUGACGACUUUGGACGUGGCAGUUCUAGUAUCUUUUCCUGUCAGUCUUAGUUGUAGUAACAUCUUCAAGUACAGAUUCUUGCCCCUUGCGCUCUUGAUGCGCUGGAGGUCCAUUAGCGAUAAGAGACGGCGUAGGGGAAGAUUGCAGCACUGUAAUAGUAACCUGUGGAGAGGUUUUUACAGGAUCAUUAGCCGACGCCGGACGAAAUGCGAGUAGAACUUCGAACGCGAAUCAGACGCGAACACAAAUUCGCGAAAUCACAAGAACUUGCCAUAGGAACAACAUCUCUUCAGGUGCUACUACAACAGGGAAAUCACUACCACCGUCAAAAGAAACGUGUCGUGCUGCAGAACAAGCCGAAGUAGUGGUCGAUCCUUUAGAUCUAGCCCAGGACAAGCAACUGACCAACUUGAUUGGUCUUCUGAGCGCUGCCUUUCCUAGAAUUGUAGAAAUGCGGGAAUCUUCUUUCGAUGCAGCGUUCGAGGGCAGAGGGGCGGAUGGUGAGUGUCGUCGUGUGGGUAGAAGUUCUUCUUCAUCAACAUCUGCUAGAAGUACUUCUGCCUCAAAUAAAAUAAGUAGAUCUUCCACCACAAGGAAGUGGAAGAGCAAGGAGGAGGAGAUACAACUAGGUGAUGAAAAACACUUACCGGAAUUACUCCUAGAUUGCAAGGGACGCAAGACUAGUCCCACCGGCGCCAACCUCCCACCAGGUAGCUCUCAGCCUUCACUUUCCGAAGUCGACUCUUUCACGUUCGAGGAAGCUGCGCUUCUACUUUCUCGUGUACACAAACUAGCUGAUGAAGAUGAUGGGACAGUAACGAACGCAGAGGACGAUGAUCAAUUACAGGAGAACCCUGAGAUACAACUCAACAGGUGA
Molecule: messenger RNA, 1576 nt
Organism: Amoebophrya sp. A25
Lineage: Eukaryota; Dinophyceae; Syndiniales; Amoebophryaceae
Source: the annotation of a GenBank genome assembly